This is a messenger RNA of Mercenaria mercenaria, 2761 nucleotides long. RefSeq lists its product as uncharacterized. The record is from RefSeq and is a predicted model, not a curated record. Lineage: Eukaryota; Metazoa; Mollusca; Bivalvia; Venerida; Veneridae. The coding region runs from base 927 to 2630 and encodes 567 amino acids. The transcript is spliced from 3 exons.
AAUCCCGGUAAGAGUUGUCACGUGAAUACAGGCUUUGAAGGAUUUACUUUUUUCCGAAAUAUGGCAACAAAGUAAAUUUAAGGAUCGUUUAUCUUUGUUAAUAUAUAACGUUUUUUUUACAUGGCAAAGUACUUAAAUCUUAAAUGUGUUUUUCUAUUAUUGUAUUAAGAACCUACGCCUCAAAGAAAUCAGAAAAACUCACGCAUGGUGAUAAAAAAACAUUUUUAGGAACUGUGACCAACUUGAGUGUUUCAGCUUUUUUUCUCUCACGAAAACUUUCGAGUGUAAAAUAAAUAUUGUGAGGACAUAUCUGAAAACUUGCAUCGAUCUUGUUGCUUUAUAUUACACUUGUAAAGCUUAAAAGUGUAUAUAAAAUAUCAAUUAUCUUCAGGUUUUAACAAGGGGUUCGCACUUAUUUGCUUUUAGAACACUCGUUUUUAAGUCACGGUAAUAAAUUUCAUAAAAUUUUAAUGUACAAACCUCACGACGGCAUUGUUUUAUCUAAUGUUUCUACAAAAUGCAACACAGUGUCCUGCAGAUGUCUCGCGUGACAUGGAGUAUUUUUUUGCGUGGUAUGUUCGUUCGUGACGCUGAGACGAAAAUGGAAUUUUUACGUGACAUUGAUAAAACAUAUAUUUCGUAGCAAUAGCUUAGUGUACUAUACAAUAUUGUUUAAUUGAAGAAAGCUUAUAGCCGAAGGUAUGAUUAUAAUUGCGUAUUAGCGGACGAGAUUAAAUGAAGGAUUUGAAUUCUAUCAAUGUUAUAUUUGCUCAAUCUGACACGAGAUAAACACAUUUACGCUAAAAGUCUCCAACAGAGAUCUCAAGCAGAAAUAAAGAUAACCAUAAAGUGUUUUUCUGGACAGAGAUAUGAAUUUAAGAUGUGAAAAUCUUUUGCAAAUUUCGAAAGUUUAGACGUGAAAAAUCAUGGAAAUAACUCAACUGCGGACGCCAAUAAUUCGGCACAAGUCCCACCCGUUACCACAAAUCAUCUUCACAAGUGAUGACAGUGAUGAGUUAUUCAAAAAUUCUUCACAAUCUGAUAAUGAAACUGAUGAUUUCGAUGAAGCAAAGUUUCACUAUGACUCGGAUUCUUUGUUUUCCGGGGGAAAUGAAAUUUCAUUACCGGAUAUGACGAACUCAGUACCGGAAGUGACGUAUGGACUAAAGCCUAGAACGGCAUGGAUGUACAGGUUAAUGGAAAGGGCGGGUGUUGGCGCGCGCAGUGCACGUGGGUUACCAUGGUGUGAGAACGAGAAGGAAUCUUUCCAACAUCACGCAGAGUAUCUGAAACGCUUGUCCAAGCUUCGGGAGGAAUUGAUACAACAAGAACAGAGUAACUUGGCUAACGCUCUUGACAGACUUAGAAUGCGAUCCUAUGGUCGGGAAUAUGUGUACUCUCAGCCCCAGAAGGAGAAGAAGGCACGUCAACGUCAUUCUGCGCAGAGUGACGUCCCCGUAAAGAGGAACUCCCUCAUCACAACGUUCGAAAAAUUUCAGCGGAUGCGGCCAAAGAAACCCCCACCGUUGAUCAUGCCUUUAGAGGGGAAAUCCCUCAUAGAAGCUCCAGUCACCGAAAGGCAAGAAAGGUACGAACGUCACGAACGACGUCACGGUAACCAUAGCAGUCGAAAUGAGACAGGUACGGAUAGAUCGGUGGAAGAAAACGUCCGAGUUAACUUGCAGAGAUUAACAACACAUCCGAUUCCAAGUAUUCCUCGACAGGGUAGGAAUAACCAUCGCGAUAUAGUGCUUGAAAGUAGUUCCUUCCGGCGCGGUACGAACAAUGACGCAAAUAAUUCUAGUAACGCGGAGGAAAGAAUCGCGCAAAUGCAAAAACAAAAGCAAAAAUUAAUGAAACUUCGGCACGACGCUAGAGAAGCCGAAAAAGUAAAACUAAUGCCACAAAGUUUUAGAAUUGAUACACUAAGUGACGAGGAUCGUAUGAAUUUAGAGAAACUGAAAGAUUAUUAUUGUAUUUAUUACGUUCCUGCGCCGAGUACGUCACCAGUGGGUGAUAAUGAUUUACAUGUUCACCUCCCCAAAAUAGGAUGUAACGGCUCGUGCAAUCACUCAUUUGUUGAAAGUGAAAGCGGAGGGUCUUCUUUACGCAGUUCAAGGUCAAAUGGACUAAAUGGAAAACAGAUAGGAUUUAAAGUUACAACUGAUUUUCCCAUUCCACCUUGCGCGUGUGAUUGUUCGUGUAAGAUGUAUGUUAGUGGGAAUAAAGUAGAAGCACCCAUAGACGCUAUGGAUUAUUCAAUUCACCAAACGCACGCAGUUAAUAACCCACACGGAAAAGGAAAUGCACAUUAUAAACCCAACGCGGGAUAUAGUCGGGAAACUUCAAGAAGUACCGACAAGAGUUGGUCUUUCGCGAAAAGUUCAGAAAAAACGGAAAAACACCGCUCACCUCCAAAUUCACAGGAGAAGAAGCGAAUAAGAGUUGACAUGCCAGCGAUUGUUUACAAUACAGUACACAGUCCUGAACCUGGGCCAGUAGACUAUCAGGCAGGGCUCGUGAAAGCUUUCAAACAGAAAGAACUACGACAGAAAGAGUUGUCAAACUUAAUGGAAGAUGUUCGAGAAUUAAAUAAGAUGACAGACACAAUGUCUGGUACUACGACAUGAUAAGGGGUUAUAUUGUUGCAAAACUGUAUUUAUGCGUUAUUUAUUUAUUUAUUUAUUUAUAAGACAAAAUUUGCACUUAUUUUGACAAAAUAUACGUAUUUAUUCAUUUGAAAUAAAGUAUGCCUAGCAGA